UUUGCACUUUAAUUGCUAUGUAUAUUGACUGGCCUAAUCAGUUUUGCAGAGAAUCGCGGUCACACUCGGAUUGAGUAGGUCAUAUUACAUGCGAAUAAAAUGAUCACCAGUGUAAUGUUUCUUGAAAGCGAUAUUUUUCUAAAUGACUCAAACUGCAUUUAUGCAAUAUUUCAUACACACAAUUCCAGGCCACACCGAUGACUUUGCCGAAAUGGUCAGCAAUUUACACAAGAAAUACCCACAUAGCCGCAUUGUUGCGGUUGGCUUUAGCUUAGGUGGCAAUCUUGUCACGAAAUAUAUGGGCGAGACAACAAAAACGAAGCCGCAAACAAUACUUGGUGGCAUAUCAAUCUGUCAGGGCUACAAUGCAGAAGAAGGCACCAAAUGGCUCUUAAAUUGGCAAAAUUUCCGCCGUUUCUAUUUGUAUGUGAUGACAGAGAAUGUGAAGAGUAUCAUACUGAAGCAUCGUCAUGUUUUACUAUCGGACGAGGUAAAGGCACGUCAUAAUUUAAAUGAACGCGAAAUUAUUGCUGCCGCUACACUGCCGGAAUUGGAUGAAGCAUAUACACGUCGUAUACAUAAUUUCUCAACUACACAAGAGUUAUACAAGUGGAGUUCAUCAUUACACUUUUUAGACAACAUCGAAAAACCUAUGAUAUUCAUUAAUGCCAAGGACGAUCCACUUGUGCCGGAAGAGUUGCUGCCACCCAUUAAGGAGUUUGCAUUGUCGCGUCCCAAUACGGCUUACAUUGAAUUGGCCCACGGCGGACAUUUGGGAUUCUAUGAAGGUGGCUUAAUUUAUCCCAAUCCCGUUACAUGGCUGGAUCGCACAGUGGUCGCCAUGGUUGGCUCCAUAGUAAUGUUGCAUAUGGAUGCUGCUGAAUCUGGCAUACAAAAAGUUGCUAUAUAAAGCUAUGUGCAGUAGGAAGGGUUGGAAAAACGCAUUUUUACAAAAAAA
Rhagoletis pomonella (apple maggot) is the source of this 958-nucleotide messenger RNA. RefSeq names its product abhydrolase domain-containing protein 2-like. The record is from RefSeq and is a predicted model, not a curated record. NCBI's taxonomy places the organism in Eukaryota, Metazoa, Arthropoda, Insecta, Diptera, Tephritidae. The transcript is spliced from 3 exons. Gene Ontology annotation, cellular component: sperm plasma membrane; sperm flagellum. Gene Ontology annotation, biological process: steroid hormone receptor signaling pathway; sperm capacitation; medium-chain fatty acid catabolic process. Gene Ontology annotation, molecular function: acetylesterase activity; monoacylglycerol lipase activity. Bases 143 to 910 code for a protein of 255 amino acids.